This is a messenger RNA of Purpureocillium lilacinum, 2073 nucleotides long. RefSeq lists its product as uncharacterized. NCBI's taxonomy places the organism in Eukaryota, Fungi, Ascomycota, Sordariomycetes, Hypocreales, Ophiocordycipitaceae. The record is from RefSeq and is a predicted model, not a curated record. Gene Ontology annotation, molecular function: medium-chain fatty acid-CoA ligase activity. Gene Ontology annotation, biological process: fatty acid metabolic process.
AUGGGGUUCAGAACGUGCUCGCCGCUGAGGCCCGCGGCUGCUGCCGUGCUGGCCGGCGGCGCGGCGAGGACGGCGUCGUCCAUGUCUGGGCGCUGGCGGGUGAAGGAGGGUCUCGUGGUAGCCGUGAGCGUUGCUGCGUCGCGAUGUGCGCAGAGGAGGUUCAUGGGCACCGAGGGGUUGAGUAUACGGCGCGGGCCGAGUGAGCCAGCCCUCUACACGGGCACCAUCCCGGAGCACUUUGCCGCCACGGUCGCCCAGCACGCCGACCGGCCGGCCGUCAUUGCUCGCGCGCCCGUGAGCAGUGCUCAACAGCAGCAACAAGACCCCGACGUGGAGGAAACGGUCCUCACCUACCGCGGGCUCGACCUCCUCUCCAACCGGCUCGCCGCGUCGCUCGCGGGGCUCGGCGUGCGCAAGGGCGACCGCGUCGCCGUCUCGCUCGGCAACGGGGCCGAGUUCGCGGCCCUCACCUACGCCGCCUUCAAGCUGGGCGCCGUCCUCGUGCCGCUCAACCCGAGCUUCAACGCGGGGCAGGUGUGCGCCGCGCUCGCGCACCUGCAGGCCGAGGUGCUCGUCAUCGGCGCCGUCACGGACCUCGCGUACAAGCCGGGCUGCGGGCGCAGCAACGAGGACCUGCUCGCGGCCGUGGUGGGAGACGUGCGCGCCGCCGGGCCGCUGCGGAGCGCCGCGGUUGUGCCCUCCCUGCGGCACGUCGUCGUCGUCGACAACAGGGCGUACCACCCGCAGGUCGACUUUCCGCUCGAGGCGUGUCCCGCGCUGACGCCGUACGACGCCCUGCUGGCCGGGUCGGACGCGGCCGUCGUGCCGUCGGCGCCGCUCCGCCCGUCCGACACCAUCAACAUCCAGUUCACGUCCGGGACGACGUCGACGCCCAAGGCGGCCAUGCUGGCGCACGCGUCCAUCCUCAACAACGGGGCGCUCAUCGCGCACCGCAUGGGGCUCGACCCGCGCGACCGCAUCGUCGUGCCGCCGCCGCUGUUCCACUGCUUCGGCUCCGUGCUCGGCUACAUGGCCACGGCCACGACGGGCGCCGCCCUGCUGUUCCCCAGCCCGGCCUUCGACCCCGUCGCCACCCUGCGCAUGUGCCUCGACCGCGACGCCACGGGGCUCUACGGCGUCAGCACCAUGCUCGUCGCCGUGCUCGAGGCCCUCGACGGCGGCGUCGUCCGCGGGGGUGCCGCCCCGCAGAGCCUCCGCAAGGGCAUCGUCGCCGGCAGCAGCGUCCCCGAGGCCCUCAUGCGCCGCAUCUACCAGCGCCUCGGCCUCGAGGACCUCGUCAUCUGCUACGGCAUGACCGAGACCAGCCCCGUCAACUGCAUGACCACGCCCUCGGACCCCUUUGUCAAGCGCACCUCGUCCGUCGGCCGCCCCAUGCCGCACACCACCGUCAAGAUCGUCGACCCCACCGACCGCUCCCGCGUCCUGCCCCUCAACACCCGCGGCGAGCUCGCCGCCUCGGGCUACCUCGUCAUGAAGGGCUACUACGACGACCCGGAGCGCACCGCCGAGGUCCGCAUCGAGGAGCCCGACCACCCCGGCCUGACCCCCGACAAUGAUGUCCCCGGCAAGAAACCCGGCACCUCCGUCUGGAUGUACUCGGGCGACGAGGCCGAGAUGGACGCCGAUGGCUACGUCACCAUCACCGGCCGCAUCAAGGACCUCAUCAUCCGCGGCGGCGAGAACAUCCACCCGCUCGAGGUCGAGAACUGCCUCUUCCAGCUCCCCGGCGUCAAGGAAGUCUCCGUCGUGGGCGUCCCCGACGAGCGCCUCGGCGAGAGCGUCGCCGCCUUUGUCAUCCCCCGUCGCGACUGGGUCGUCGCCGACAACAACGCCACUGAGCAGCAACAGCAGCGGGAGGCCGGACCGCAAGUCUUGACAAAGGAUGCCGUCCGCGCCUGGGUGCGCACCAAGCUCUCAAGCCACCUCGUCCCCAAGCACGUCUUUUGGGUUGACGAGUACCCCAAGACGGCCAGCGGCAAGAUUCAAAAGUUCAAGCUGCGCGACAUGGCCGUCGAGGCGCUCAGGAACGCCGCCGGCUCGGUAAAGGCAUGA